Messenger RNA from Spea bombifrons (plains spadefoot toad), 746 nucleotides. RefSeq lists its product as uncharacterized. Gene Ontology annotation, cellular component: plasma membrane. Bases 69 to 746 code for a protein of 225 amino acids. The record is from RefSeq and is a predicted model, not a curated record. NCBI's taxonomy places the organism in Eukaryota, Metazoa, Chordata, Amphibia, Anura, Pelobatidae. The transcript has 3 exons.
GUCCAGAUGUCUAGUUACUAAGACACGGAAAUCGGCAGCCACCUUCGCGUUGGUGAUUGUGUUCCGUGAUGGUUCUCUCUCUGCUGUACUUCACCCUCUUCACAGGUGCAGCGGCACUCAGCGUCCUGCAGGACCCUCCAUCUCUUGUCCUGCGGGAGGGUCAGACGGCCCUGAUGUUCUGUACCUUAGGAGGGCCGCAGAGAAACUGGGAUUCAGUAUAUUUUUACUGGAAAGUGAAUUCCACCGGAAUCCAUAACAGCUCCAGAGUGACCAUCACCUCCGGCCCUCGCUCCCUGUCCAGCUCUCUCCGCAUCUCCCCGGUCACAGCCAGGGACAGCGGGCUGUAUGAGUGUGAAAUAUGGACUCUGCAAAAUCACUUUCAAGAGAGCCGUACAGGGAACGGAACCCGACUCCUGGUGGGAGUGACCCCGGUAAUCCCAGUAAUAACCCUGACGAUGGAUAAAGAGAAGCAGCUCCUGAUCUGUGAGGCUCAGAGGUUUUACCCCCCGGAGCUGAACAUUUUCUGGAGUUUCUCCAACCUGGAAAAUCAGACGCAGGACACUCUGGUGGAGAACGCGGACGGCACCUACACCAAGAGGUCCACGGUGGGGAUAGCAGAUAUAAUGCGGGAGCGAGAGGUGACCUGCAGCCUGCAGCACAUCUCACUGACCGCUCCGCUCAAUGACACCCUGUAUGUGUCCGGUGAGUCCGGAGAAGAGUUAAUAAAAGUGAAACCCGUGAAUUAG